AUGUCCAGCCACGGUGGGUCUGAGGAGCUGGUGCGGGAGGCCACGCCAGCUGUUAACAGGAUCGUUUCAGCUGAGGGCUCAGAGGCGGAGGCGAGCUACCGGGAAAGUGAGCUGAUUCCGUCGCGCCAAGCUUUAGAGGCUGCGUCGAAAGUUCAGGUUCUAGGACCGGGUGCGCGAGCACCGCUGGUCAGGAGCGAGGGCCAUGCAGUUCUUCUGGUGCAAAGCGGGCUGGUCGAGUAUGGCCGAUGCCCCUGCCCUACCCCUGUGGCCGCACGUCAGGACCUCAAGUUAGCUUUGGGUGAGCCACUGUCAGCCAAGCAGUGGGCCGCUGUCCUAUCCUUGCGUCAGGGAGUCAGGGCCUGGAACUCCUCUGGCCCCUUCACCCCUCAGGAUCUGGGCCGCGCUGCUGGCAAGUUCGAAGGUCUUCACGAUAUGUUGGAUGCUUGUCAGGAGGAGUGGCGAGCCCUCCUCCGAGCAGGCUCUCCUGCAUCUGAAAGCCUCUUUUCAUAUUCCGCCCCUUGCAGCGUUCUUCCUGUCGAGCCCAGUCGGCUGAACUUUGUCGGGAAGCCUUCUUUCGACCCUAGGCCUUACCUUGAUAGCCGAAACCGAGCUACCUACUCCAGGCCCCUAGACUAUGCUCGGGAGCUUGGGGAGGAUGAGCCUGUGCCAAGGGUUUCAGUUCGGGCCGACAAGAGGCAAACUCGGGAGCUCCUCGAGCUCCUGGACCGGUCCGGCAGACUUCGUCUCUUCCGGAAAGAGGAGGUCAGGCCCAGGCUGCGCAGCGGUCUCUUCUCUGUCGCGAAAGACCAUGCCCGGGACAGGAUGGUCCUUGAUGCCAGGCCACCUAACCUUGCGGAGGAGACCGAGUCCAGAUGGAUACGGUCCCUCGGGACCUUGGAGCAGUUCCAGUUCAUUUUCCUUCCCCCCGACCGAGACUUCGAGAUCUACACGGAGGAUCUCAAGGAGUUUUAUCAUGCUUUCGUGGUGACGGAGCAGAGGGCCAGGAGGAACGUGUUCGCUCUUGAGUUGGAGUACGACGACGUCGCCCACCUUGCAGCCUGCUCGCGCUCCCUCCGAGGCCACACGAUCAUCCCCGGUUUAAACACCAUGGCGAUGGGGGACCUGAAUGCCGUUGCCUACGGGCAAGCAUCCCACUUGGCAGUGCUGCUGCGGACGAAAGCAUUGGUGCUAGCUGACUUCGUGACACUCCGUGGAAGACCGCCGAGGCCCGGGAAGCAAAUCGCAGGUUUGCUUAUCGAUGAUUUCUUGUUGCUUGAUCCCGUGCCACGGAGCCUCAGUGUCAAAGCGCCUGACCCCCCUGGGACCCAGACUAUGCGCGCCGUCAUUGAAGGCUACCGGUCCUCUGGCCUGCCCAGGAAUGAAGGUAAGUCUGUCAGCAGGGCUCCCUACGCUGAGUUCUGGGGCGGGGCUCUGGAUGGGAAGACGGGAAUUCUCCGACCGAGCCCGAAGCGGGUCGGGGCUCUCGCUCAGUUUAUCCUGAAAGUGGUGCGAGGCUGCUCAGCCUCCUGGACGCGAUCUAUCGGGUCCAGCGCCAUCGGGAUCGCCGAGCUUUCGUGCCAGGUCUAUGUUGACCUGCGAGCCCCUGCCGCUCCUUCCCUCCUUGCCUCGGAUGCCUCGACCUCUGCCGAAGCUAGCGUUGUGGCAGGCCUUCCAGAGGCCUUGUCGCUGGAGCUCACCAGACAUGGGUUGCAGAGAGGAGUGUUACAGCUCGCACCCCCUUUGGGAGGAGCUCUGGACGAACUCACCCGGGGUGCCGCUACGUGCAUUUGCAAGACUCACAGGUCUUUAGCCUCCUACAUUGCAAGCCGAGUCAGGUCCUUCGAAGGUCUGCGCCCCCUGGCUUGUUUCGGCCUGAAAGGGAAGGUUGACGCCUUUCUGCAUGGUCUGGGCUUGGACCUUCGACAGCUCGCUGGGCUCCCUGAUGAGCGAGAGCUUCUGCCUGAUGGGCCGAUGGCCGAGGCCCUUCUUCUGCUGCAGAGGAGUGUUGUUGGGACCGCCGAGGCCCUCGAGAUCUUCCGGCGUCUGCCCAAGGAGGUCUCGGCGAGGAGAAGCUGCGAAGCCUUCCCGAGAUCGGUCCAGCUGCUGACUCGAGUGCUUCGAGAAGCUAAGCCCGGCUUCGUCUUCAGCUCCUUGAGUGUCAAUCAGAAUGUCAAGACCCUCCCUCACGUCGACCUGAACAACUUGUCAGGAGAGCCGAACGUUGUGUUGCCGCUCUCCCGUUUCCAGGGAGGGGGAAUCUGGGUUGCCGCCAAGGGAGGGCGGACGCCUCUCAACCAUCGCGGCGCCACUCUCGAAGGCGAGGUCCUCCCCGUGAGUCAGCGUGCGGUUGCUUUCGACCCUCACCGCGUUCAUGCUACCCAAGCCUGGAAGGGUACGAGGAUAGUGCUCAUUGGUUAUACAGUUAGAGGAUGUGAAAGGCUCAGUGAGGAACAGAGGGCCGCGGCUUCGAACUUGGGCUUCGUCUUGCCGCCUCCCGAGCCUGCUCCCGCCCCUGCUGGCGCAGCCUUUGAUUCGUUUCCUGUCGUUCUUGAGCCUGUCCGCCCCCUGGAGAUCAAGAUAAGUCCGGUGAGGGCCGGGGAGCUCCUUGUUGCGCCCGUCCAGGCCGUGGACGUGCCUAUCGAGUUGUUCGUGGACUUCUCCUCAGCAUGCCUCCUGGGCUUUCGCUGGGGUGAGUGCUGGGCCUGUUUGCAGUUCUUUCUCAUCUGCGAUCACUCCGGCCUGGAGGAUCAGAGAGACAAGGUCCUCGCUGGAAACAAGAUGCUGGAGUUUAGCUUCGAGCUCGUGCAAUGUGCAGCGGCAGGCAGCCUUACCUUCUGGAUCGAGAACCCACAGGGAAGCUGGUUCUGGAAGCAACCCGCUUUGGAGGAGAUCAAAGCCGAGGACGCUGGAUGGAUGGGAGAUUUCAGGCCCCUUGAUCUCGCUCGCUGCGCCAAGUGCUCUGGGGCGCGGAUCGGGGAGGCUGACAACCCUGGUCCGCGCGGACCUGUUAAGAGACGGCCUCCAGUGCAGCUCAAGGAGGUCGCAACAGUGACCAAGGGAACAGCCACCUUGCGGGCCGGCAUCUGGAGCGAAUUUCAGGCGUGGGUUGCGGAGGAGUGCGGCGACGAAGUCUGGAGGACAUUGGAGCAGCAGCCAGACCUGCUUGUCGAGGUCCUCUUGAGCUAUGGCCAGCGCCUCUACGACAGAGGCCGGUCUCUGCAGGAGUUUCGCCAGCUUCUUGCGCACUGCCAGCACGUCGUACCGAGAGUCAAGACCAUCUUGAAGCCGGCGUGGACUCUACUCACUAAGUGGGAAAAGCUGGAGCCUUCAGAACAUCGGACGCCAAUGCCGGAGCCUAUUGCUUGGGCUAUGGUAGGUUCUUGGGCUCUUGGGGCGAGAAGAGCUGAUCUUCUCACGCCCAAGGAUCUCCUCCAGCGAGAAAAUCGCUACUACCUCCUCCUCCGCGAGCCCAAGUCGAGAGGUCGAGGUGCCAGGGUGCAGCAUGUUGCUUUCGACCUCGAGCCUGGACACGCUUUCUUCGUUGAGAAGGUCUGGGGCUCUUUGAGAUCGAGCGAGCCUCUCUUCCCUGGUAGCCCUGGCGUUUACAGAAGACGGUGGGACAAGCUCUUAGCUGCCCUCGAGAUCCCGAGCCGCUUCAAGCUCACGCCAGGCUGCCUUCGUGGAGGCGGUGCAGUCGCUGCGUAUCGCCGCAAGAAGCCCGUUGCAGACAUUCAGUGGACUAUGCAAGGGAAAACGUUCAGGCCGCUUCAGCUCUGCUUCCUCUCCAGCUCCGUUAUUCCCCAGCGCACGAGCUGCUUCGCCCUUCGGGCUGUUGGCCAGCUGUUGGCCGGUUUCUUUGGAUGGAGUGGGAAAUCUGCUU
This is a messenger RNA of Symbiodinium necroappetens, 3880 nucleotides long. NCBI's taxonomy places the organism in Eukaryota, Dinophyceae, Suessiales, Symbiodiniaceae. The record is from the annotation of a GenBank genome assembly.